Molecule: messenger RNA, 546 nt
Organism: Morchella importuna
Lineage: Eukaryota; Fungi; Ascomycota; Pezizomycetes; Pezizales; Morchellaceae
Exons: 3
Coding region: 1-546 (181 amino acids)
Cellular component (GO): mitochondrion
Molecular function (GO): acetylpyruvate hydrolase activity
Source: RefSeq, a predicted model, not a curated record
AUGUCACUCACCCGCACCCUUCUCCGCACCCCGCACACAAUAGCCUGCAUCGGCCGCAACUACGCCGACCACAUCAAAGAGCUCAACAACACCACCCCAGCGUCCCAUUCUUCUUCCUCAAGCCCCCCGGCACCCUUCUACACCCCAACGCCGGGCCCGUGCUACCAAGAAACCGCCAAAUCCAAGCGCCUCCCCUGGACGCUCUGCAAAGGCUUCAAGACCUUCCUCCCCGUCUCGGGGUUCAUCCCAAAGUCACUCAUCCCCAACGCGCAGGACGCAGAGCUGUACUUGAGCGUGAACGGGGAGGUGCGGCAGCAGGACAGCACGGCGCUGAUGCUGUUCGGCGUGCCAAAGCUGCUGCAGCACGUCACGGGCGUGACGACGCUGUAUGAGGACGACCUUGUGCUCACGGGGACGCCGAAGGGUGUUGGUAAAGUGGUGGCCGGCGAUGUGAUGCGUGCGGGGAUAAGGGUUGGUGGCAGGGAUAUUGAGGAGGGGAGGAUAGAGGUUCGGGUGGAGGAUCGGGUGGGGGGGUUUGGGGCGUAG